AUGGAUAACAAAAGCGUCAAACCCGACCACGAUUCUGCUUCAGGGUCAAACACGCUUUUAAAUGUACGGUCGCCUCACGACAAAUCCCCAAAUCCUCUGCUGCUUGAUCCCUCCGAUGCGGCGGCGCCACCGCCUCCGCCGCCAAUUUUGUCGCCGGCGUCGGGGAGGCACCCGGUUUAUAAGGGAAUAAGGUGCCGGAGCGGGAAAUGGGUGUCGGAAAUUCGUGAGCCGAGGAAGACGACGAGGAUUUGGCUAGGGACCUACCCGACGGCGGAGAUGGCCGCCGCCGCCUACGACGUGGCGGCGCUGGUGCUGAAGGGGCCGGAGGCGGUGGUCAAUUUCCCUGAAAUGGUUAAUUCGUAUCCGCUGCCGGCUUCUCUCGCGGCGGCGGAUAUUCGGGCGGCGGCUUCGGCGGCGGCGGCGGGGGUUGCGACUGGAGGUGGAUUUCAGUCGCCGGCGGUGGAAGGGGAGGGUUCGUCGGCGGCGGCGGCGGGAGGGGAGUUUGUUGACGAGGAGGCGCUGUUCGGAAUGCCGAAACUGCUGGCGGAGAUGGCGGAGGGGAUGAUGAUAAGUCCGCCGCGGCUGAAAUCGGAGGCGGAGACGGAGGAGUCACCGGAGAAUUAUUCCGGCAAUGAUGGUCUUUGGAGCUAUCGCUGAGAACAUUCGAGAAUCAUCCAGAACCAUUAAUAUGUAAUGUAUGGAGAUAUAAUAAUAUAAAUAAGCACAGUUAAGAUGAGCGCGGUGGCGGCGCCGCCGGCUCCGGCGAGUAACUCCGCCGUGGUUUGAAUGUUUGUAGUUUAAAUUGGAAGCUUGCUUGAGUGUUUUGUGAGUGGGUGGGUAUCUGGGAUUUGGGAAGCUAUAUUGAUCCUAUCCAUAAGAAUCGUUGUUCCAAAUACGUGUAUGUCGCAUUUUUGGCUUCAGCGACUUUAUUUGCGUUUACAGUCGACGGUCAGGAUUAAAGGGUGUAGGCAAUGAUGACGUCAUUUGCUUAUGUAAAGUUGUGCUGUACAAAAUCAGCGAUGUGAGAGUAAACCCAAAGUCCUCUAAAAAAAAGAAAAAUUGUGGAGAUAGAUUUGACGCUUUCAGGUAUUGUCCACCAGACAUAUUUUAUUAUUAUAAUUUAUAUUGUCGAA
Molecule: messenger RNA, 1133 nt
Organism: Andrographis paniculata
Lineage: Eukaryota; Viridiplantae; Streptophyta; Magnoliopsida; Lamiales; Acanthaceae
Product: ethylene-responsive transcription factor ERF027-like
Exons: 1
Coding region: 1-657 (218 amino acids)
Biological process (GO): regulation of DNA-templated transcription
Molecular function (GO): DNA-binding transcription factor activity; DNA binding
Source: RefSeq, a predicted model, not a curated record